Messenger RNA from Capronia coronata CBS 617.96, 1023 nucleotides. RefSeq lists its product as uncharacterized. Lineage: Eukaryota; Fungi; Ascomycota; Eurotiomycetes; Chaetothyriales; Herpotrichiellaceae. The transcript has 2 exons. The record is from RefSeq and is a predicted model, not a curated record. The coding region runs from base 1 to 1023 and encodes 340 amino acids.
AUGAAGCACGUUACGUGUUCGGGCAGCCCCUAUCAAAUAGGGCAACAGCACGGCCAGGCCGCCAAAACCGAGAUCGAUGGAAGUAUCGCAUUCUACACCGAGUUUUUCGAGCAAAGAGCCAAACUGUCGUGGCCGCAGGUGCGCGACGUCGCACGGGGGUUUCUCCCAUGGCUGGAAGCCUCGUUUCCAGAAUACGUCGACGAGAUGAAAGGCGUGGCCGAUGGUGCUGGACUGGAAUUGGAGUCUAUUGUCGCUCUCAAUGUCCGCACCGAAAUCGCAUUCGGCUUGAUGAGUGAUGGGUGUACAGCUCUGUCCUGGAAGACGUCGGACGCAAGUUUUCUGGCUCAGAAUUGGGACUGGAGGUUUGAACAAACUCCGAACAUGGUCGCACUCAGGAUCGAGCAACCGCCCAAGCCAACAAUACACAUGAUGACCGAAGGCGGGAUCAUUGGCAAGAUUGGCCUCAACUCGGCCGGUGUCGGGGUCACACUCAACGCCAUCAUGGCGCCUGGCGUCUCUUACGACAAGCUCCCAUGCCAUCUGGCGCUCAGGACCGUGCUCAACAGUACGUCCAGAGAAGAAGCCGAGACUAUUCUGCGACGAGUGGGAGUCGCGUCAGCGUGUCAUAUCACCAUCGCCGAUGCGUCAACGGGUGGCAUAGGUCUUGAAUGUACUGCUCUCGAUAUCGUGGAAAUGCCUAUGGAUCAGAAUGGAACUUGCACACACUCGAAUCACCUGGUCAAACAGCACAAGGUAGAGGACAAGUUGUUUCUCCAAGACUCUCCUUUCAGACUGAACCGGAUCCAGGAGUUGAUGAACGGAAUUGACAAGCCGUCUGUGGAGAAAUUGAGCGAGAUCUUGAAGGACGAGAAAAACUAUCCCACUGCCAUUUGCCGAGCACUUGGUGAGAAAAGUACCAGCGAAACGCUGUUCUCGAUCGUGAUGGACUUGACACAGGGCUUCGCACAGGUGAAGAUGGGACGACCAACGGAAGACGGAGAAGUGUUUGAGUUGAAGCCAUAA